AUGUCACGCACCCCAGAAGCACGCGAUAUUCAUUCCAUCAGCUUUGCUGCGAGGCUCAUCAACCCCACCUGUAUACUUCCACUCCGGAAUCAGCAGGAUUGUCUCGAUUUUCAAACACGUCUACGCCACCAAGAGAUGUUUGUCAUGUCAGGCCGUCCUCUGCCACUCAUCGUCGAAGCCUUUUGCAAUCUGGCCCGUCACGGAAAUGCUAUCAAUUUGCUCGUUGACGACACUCUCGGUGGGUACUCCAUUGCCAUCAAGGUCGUUAACCUACUUCUCACCGCCGUCAACAAUUCGCGCUUUCCAAUCGCCUCCCUGGACAUCAGAGCCCUUGAGCAGGCAUCAUAUCCCCUACAUCCUUGUCCUCCACUUUCGCUUGCUGAAGAGAUGAUGCCCAUGUCGUGGCCGUCGAUCCUGUGCUGUGAUCUUUGGCAUCAAGCUCAUCUCAUAUACUACCGAGCACCCGUCAAAUUUCGCAUCUUCAGACCAACUCAGAGAACCUGCAGCGAGAUUUUCGUCUCGCCCGUGCUUGAAGAUGACGGCUUGAGACUCGACGGCUUAAAACUUGAAUUGCGCUCGGGCAUCCAAGGGGCGUACACGGAUUUCACAGAGCCUGAAAGCUUCCGACGAUGGUGUACAAUUAUACAGUACACGUUCCCGUUUCAUCGAGUCUCUUCUUUGCUUGUCGAGGACUGCGAAAUCAUCACAUGGACAGCUCUCUUUGACUCUCUCCAAUUCACGCGACAAGCAGCAUCGCUCACGUUUCGCGGUGUCGAGCUCCACGUUGAAGGGCAAAACGACUACGGAACUUUGGUCGGUUUGCUGAAGUCCUUGAAAGAAUGGCCGAUGCUUAAACAUCUGAAGUUCAAGAACAUUAGCAUCUUGUAUUACGACACCAACCUUGUAUGCCAGGAGACACCGCUUCAGCUUUACAACCAUGAAUGGAACACAGCGGCGGAUGUUCAGCUGGGGCUUGACGAUCUCAUUCGCAAAUUUGACAACAACGCGGAUUCUUGA
Messenger RNA from Aureobasidium melanogenum CBS 110374, 1017 nucleotides. RefSeq lists its product as uncharacterized. Lineage: Eukaryota; Fungi; Ascomycota; Dothideomycetes; Dothideales; Saccotheciaceae. The transcript is spliced from 2 exons. The coding region runs from base 1 to 1017 and encodes 338 amino acids. The record is from RefSeq and is a predicted model, not a curated record.